This is a messenger RNA of Tupaia belangeri chinensis (Chinese tree shrew), 7562 nucleotides long. RefSeq names its product TOPBP1 interacting checkpoint and replication regulator (gene TICRR). Lineage: Eukaryota; Metazoa; Chordata; Mammalia; Scandentia; Tupaiidae. Gene Ontology annotation, molecular function: chromatin binding. Gene Ontology annotation, cellular component: nucleus. Gene Ontology annotation, biological process: mitotic G2 DNA damage checkpoint signaling; response to ionizing radiation; regulation of DNA-templated DNA replication initiation. Bases 1120 to 6723 code for a protein of 1867 amino acids. The transcript is spliced from 26 exons. The record is from RefSeq and is a predicted model, not a curated record.
CAGGGUGGGCUGAGGCGGCGUCCAGGUGCUCCGAGAGAAGCGUGUGCCAGCGCAGCCCAGGUAACUAUGCCGCUCGUUAGUUCCUCACGGCUUUAAGGAGUCCCUUACUGAGACCUGGGCGUCACGACAGACUCCGAACAACACACCCAAACGCCUUGCCCUGAUACAGCUCACGUUGUGGCGACAGUGAAGGCGAACAGGGGGUCCAGGGAAGGCCUUGCUAUGGGAGCGACGCUCGAACAGACAUUGACGCAGGAACAUGGGCUACAGGGACGAUUUAGAGUCCCUGUCCCUUACCUCAACGUGAAGCCAGUCACGAAGCCAAUCCAGACACUAGCCCUUCUCAUCCAGCUCAUCCAGCUUGAACGCAAGCUCUGAGAGGCAGGAAGUGACUUAUUCACCGAUGGAGCGCCAGCUCCGGAACAGGGCUGGCUCCUGGCUCGGGAGUGGUAAGAACUGGGCAGAUGGAAGACAAGAUCAUGAAGGAGAUUUCUCACUGCAGAACUUCCAGUUUUUGUAUGAGGUACCUCUCCCUCCUGCUCAGAGCCAAUCUCAGGAUCGAAUCACAGACUCAUUCACUCCUUCCCUUCAGAAGCAGAACCGGCCAAAGAGGUCUACAGGGAUUUCAGACCAGUUCAAAUUAAAUCAUCCCAAAUUCCCUUUCAGUACUAAGUUUUGAAAAUCGGAUCUUCACUCACGCCUGCGCACAGGCGCACAACUCCAGGCUCCUCUCCAAAAAGGAAACUCCUUGACACGCCCCCGAGGCUCCACCUCUUUAAAUUUUAAAACGAAAUCUCAGGCCAAUGAACGUUAAGAGUCUCCCGGAACACAGCGCUCCACCCCCAGCCACGCCCUCCACCAAUCAAACUGACGUUUUCACCACCCUCCGGCCAGUCAGCAUCAAAAAUAGAAGUUGGUUACGUAGCUUACGUGAGGCGAGCAGCCAAUAGGAACUGACUUUGGGACUCACCUCUGCCAAUAACAGCAGCUCUUGGAGAGCGCGGGAGGCUUUCGACCAGGACGCUAAGGGGAGCAGAGAAUGGCGCUGGUUCUCUGAAGCAAGGCCUAGGGAGAGCGGCUUCAGCUCGUACCCGAGCAAGGACCUGCGACUCGUCCGCCAUGGCCUGCUGUCACAAAGUGAUGCUGCUGCUGGACACCGGGGGAGGCGCCGGCGUCGCUCGCCCCAGCCCGGUCCGGCGGGCCGCCCUACGCCUCCUCACCUACUUGAGUUGCCGCUUCGGCCUGACCCGGGUCCACUGGGCCUUCAAGUUCUUCGACUCGCUCGGGGCGCGGAGCCGGCCCUCUCGCGUGUCUAACUUCCGCGAACUGGGGGCCCGCUCCUGGGAGGACUUUGAGGACGAGCUGGAGGCCAGGCUCGGAGAGCGCGCCCCCGGCGCUCACCUGCCUGGCCCGGCGCCCAGGGCCACUCACACCCACAGCGCCCUGAUGGAGACGCUGCUGGACUACCAGUGGGACCGGCCCGAGAUCACGUCGCCCACCAAGCCGAUCCUGCGGAGCAGCGGGAGGAGACUGCUGGACGUGGAGAACGAGGCCAAGGAGGCCGAGACCGCGCUCGGAGGCUUCGGGAACGCGGUCUUCCUCCUGGCCCCCUGUCCGCAUUCGCAGAGGGAGCUGCUGCAGUUCUUGUGUGGGUGCGAGGCCCAGACUCAGCGUUCUCCUCCUACCCCUAAGCAGGCAAUGGAGAAGUUGCUGCCCAAGAGAGUCCAGGAACUAAUGACCGCCCGAAAAAUCGCCCUGUACUGGGUGGAUACCACCGAAUGGUCUAAGUUGUGGGAAUCCCCAGAUCACCUUGGAUAUUGGACAGUUUGUGAACUGCUCCACCACGGGGGAGGCACUGUCUUGCCAUCUGAAACAUUGAGCCAAGAUUUUGCUAAAGGUGGGGAAUUACUACUCAGGAGUGAGAGAAAGCUGUCAAGUGAACCUUACAUAUCUCCGUGGAUUUCAAGUCUGCCCACUGAUGCCACUAUAAACCGUUUGCUGUAUAAUUCUCCUGAGUAUGAAGCCUCAUUUCCACGGGUGGAAGGAACACUAUUUCUCCCUGUUGAAGGAAAAGAGAUUCAAGAAACAUGGAUUGUCACCCUAGAGCCAUUGGCCAUGCAUCAGAGACAUUUUCAGGAACCAGUCCAAAUUUUCCUAAGAGGCUGGGUGGUCCAGUGGUCUCUCCCAAUGAGCAGUAGUUUGGGCACUGACAGCUGGAUGCUAACAACUCCAGAGGAGACGACAUCAGCUCAAAGGCUGUUAUUUGAGCAGCUGGUAUGCAGGCUGACUGCUGAGGAGUUACAUCUGGUUGCCAGUGUGAACCCUGGUGAAGGCUGGCCCCCCAUCACUGGAGUUGUUUCCCCAUUCGCGGCCAAUGCUAUGGUUCUUACUGUGUUACACACAGAGGAGGCUGAAUUUCAAAGGCAUGUUCUGCAAACAGUUGUAUCCGAGGGUCCCCAGGAUACAAAUUCUCUUUUAUCAGAAGUUGUGGAUAGUGUACUGAAUCAGAUUCAUAAUUCACUUGACCAUCCUGCCCCUCCAGCUCCUCCUGUUCCAGAGUGGGCUCAGCAGGAGCUUGGCCGCACCCUUCCCUGGAGUCCAGCUAUUAUGGAGAAGUGGUUUCCAUUCUCUAACCUCAGUGGUGCCAGUUCACCUUUGAUGGAGUCAUUUUGGUUACUCCAGGCUGCCUCAGGUAGUAAAGAGGAAUCUUCCAAAACUGAAAGUGAAUUGACAUGUUACCUCACUGAGCUCUACCAAAGAAAAUCUCAUGAAGAAUCCACUGUAGCUAAUCAAGAAGACAACAAAAAAAAACGCGGGGUUCCUCGUACUCCAGUGAGGCAGAAGAUGAACACCAUGUGCCGUUCCCUGAAGAUGUUGAAUGUUGCGAGGCUGAAUGUGAAGGCUCAGAAGUUAAAUCCAGAUGUCAGUCCAGACAUGGCCGGGGAGAAGGGGAUACAGAGGACAGCUGGUGGAAAGAUAGCAGAUAAGUUGGAAGACAGAGGAAAAACAUUAAGAAGUUCCAGACCCAAAGAAUUUAAAACGGAGGAGGAGCUCUUAUCUUAUAUACAUGAAACCUACCAAAAGACUGUGGCCACAAGAGAAGUCCUUUUGCAUUCAUGUGCUCACAACAUGAUCUCAGCCAUUAAGGUGUUUCUAAAAUCUAAAGGCGCCAAGGAAUUAGAAAUGAACUGCCUAAAUCAAAUAAAAAGUAACCUCUUAAAAACUAGCAGAAGUCUUCGACAGAAUCUGGGGAAAAAACUGGAUAAAGAAGACAGAGUCAGAGAGUGCCAGCUUCAGGUAUUUCUUCGUUUGGAGAUGUGUCUUCAGUGCCCGUCGAUAUAUGAAAGUACAGAUUAUAUGGAGCAAGUCGUGGAGGAGGUGACAGAUUUGCUGCGCAUGGUGUGUUUAACUGAGGAUUCAGCCUACCUAGCAAACUUUCUGGAGGAAAUCUUGGGAUUGUACAUUGACUCUGUCCCAAAGACACUCGGAAAUCUUUACAACAGCCUAGGGUUUGUGAUUCCUCAGAAGCUGGCUGAUGUCCUUCCGACAGAUUUUCUCAGCGAUGACUCCAUGACCCAAGAGAGCAAAUCACCACUUUCAUCUGUGCCACUUCUGUCAAGUGCUCACAGGUCAGUGUUGGGCAGCACUGAAUCUGAACAACUGGAGGAGCUUCGUACCAGAUCGGCCAAGAAGAGAAGGAAAACUGCAUUAAUAAGACAUAAAAGCAUUGCAGAGAUUUCACAGAAUCUUCGACAAAUUGAAAUUCCCAAAGUAUCCAAGAAAGCUCCAAAAAAUGAAAACUCUCACCCUGCUUUGCAGCAGCCUCCACUCCCAGUAAAAGAUACAGUACAAGAAGUGACCAAAGUUCGAAGAAAUCUCUUCAACCAGGAAAUGCUUUCUCCUUCAAAAAGAUCACUAAAGCGAGGGUUACCCAGAAGCCAGUCUGUGUCAGCUGUGGAAGGUUUGGAGCAUAAACCUGAGAACUUAAAGAAGACCAAAGGUUAUCACAGACUGCUGACUAAGAGUGUGACCGAGACUCCUGUACAUAAGCAAAUCUCCAGAAGGCUGCUUCACAGGCAAAUCAAGGGCAGGUCCUCUGAUUUUGGUCUCAAUAUUGAAGUUGUUGAAGAGUCCCCCGAAAAAGAUGAUGAAAGAAGUUUAAGACGAAGUCCGCGAAUCAAGCAGUUGUCAUUUAGCAGGACAAACUCUGGUUCCUUUUAUCCUGUAUCUCAGCCGAAGUCUCGAAGUGUGCAAAGAAUACACUCGUUUCAGCACAAUAAGUCAGACCAAAGAGAACAUUCUCCUGUCCAAAGUAUUCGGUCUCCCAAGAGGCUUCUUUUUGGAGCAGUGUCUGAGAUGAUCAGUCCCUCUGAGAAGGGUUCAUUCCAGAUUAAAAGAUCUUCAAGAAACAUGUUGGAUUCUGGGAUAUCUACAGCCUACCAGACCCCCAAGAAGAGUUACCGGAAGUCUCUAAGCUUUCCUAAAACUACACCAAGGAGGUUCCCUUGCACAUCGGAGACUCCAUCGAGCAUGCCAGAGAGGCUGCAGAGAUCCCCUGCAGAAUCGACACCUGCAAAGCAGGCAGUUUUCAAGGAAUCCUUAAACUCAUCACUGGGCUGUGAGUCACCUGCAGAACCCACAGUCACUCCCGAAAAAGGACACUCCCUGGCAGGAGAGGCCACUCCUCUUGAAACACAGGCACCAAGGACUCCCCCAAGGAAAGGUGCUCAGCCACCUGGGUUUUUGCCCAGUUGUUCCUGGCCCCCCUCAGUGGGUUCUGGGCUGGAAAGCUCCCCCUGCCCAGCAUCCACCACCCAGCCCCAGAAUGAGUGUCUGACUCCUGCCCGGUACUCUCUCAGGACACCUCCACGAGCAGCAGCCUUCAUGGGCACGUCUCAGAAUAAAAAAUGCUGGCAGCCCUCUGUCCCCGGAGUCCUGCAGCCAGAGGAACCAGCACAGAAACCAAAGGCUAAAGCUGUCAAAACCCCAAGGAGACUAGAGAAUAAUACAACUAUGAAUUCUUCCCCACCUGAUUCCCCGAAGAAACUAUGUACCUCUCCUACAGGCGGGAUUUCCAAGAGUCCACCUGGCGUAGAGCCCCCGCUCUCCUAUUCUGUUGCUUCAACUCCCCCCCAAAUUGCACAGACAGCUACAACUGCCUCUAUCUCCUCACCACUGCCUUCCAAAAUUGGGAAAUGGGGUAGAAAGAUCUCAACUUCUGAAAGAAGCUCUCUGGAGUCCUACCCUGACAGCCCAGCUGCUGUCACAGACUCUAGAAAAUACUACAAGAAAGUGAGCCCCUCUCCUCACUCCUCUCCUGAAAGACAGAGUUACCUGAGCACUGGUUUCAGGGAUACAGCUUCUCCUUUGCUUAUUGCAAAUGACACUGAGUAUCUCACCGUCCUUGAUGAAACUGAAUGCCAUGACCUUGAUGACUUGCCAAGGGACAACUCACCAGUAAAAGAAGGUGAGGGGUUAAGGACAAUCGUUGCUGAUGGGAGGCCUUUUCUGUCUGCCUCUGGGAUUCCUCCAUCUCCGCCUUCCACUGGGCCCAGCUCUCCUCUGAUGCCUUCCUGUGACCUGCACUGUACCACAGACCGAAGGCAAUGCCAGGCUGCAGCCCAGCUGAGGAGUCUGCCAGCUUCAGCCCAAAUCCAGAAAGCCUCUGCCAGCCCAGAGACCUAUGAGGUUGAGCUGGAAAUGCAAGCUUCAGGCCUUCCCAAGCUUCGAAUUAAAAAGAGAGACCCCAGCUCUUCAUUAGAGAAUGAGCCUCUGAGAAGGGAGGAGAGCCCUCUGGGAGAGGAGAGCUCCUGCCCAAGUGUCAGCCUGCCCCAGGGCAGCAGGUCCACAGGCAAACCCGAACCCACCUAUGUGUCCCCACCGUGCCUCCUCCCCUCACACAGCACACCUGGCAAAAGCGGGGGGCAGACCUACAUCUGCCAGUCCUGUACCCCCACCCACUGCCCUUCCAGUACCCCUUCUCCUUUCCAGACAGAUGUCUGUGUUCCUUGGACACCAUCCCCCAAGCACAGCGGAAAGACAACGCCUGACACGAUUAAGGACUGGCCCAGGAGGAAGAGAGCAGUGGAUUGCAGCGCUGGCCCCUCUGCUGGGAGGGCUGAGGGCAGUGCGGACCUUCCCGGGGUGCUCCCGCUGCUAGAGUGUGAGGGAAAGGAGCAGGGCCUCGAACUGAGCAUCCACAAGACUGCCAUUUUAGAUUUUGAGCUUGAGGGGGUAUGUCAGCUGCCCGACCAAUCGCCCCCCAGGGACAGUGAGCCUAAGGCUGAGGAAGUUCCGUUGGAACUGUUUGGGACGGGCUCCAGGAAGAGACCCCUGUCUGCCAAGGAGGAAGCCGAGUACCAAGCCAAGCGGGUCUGUGACAGCCUGAGCGAGGAUGUGGACGUCAGUCAGCGUGGUGGGUGGUCCCCAAGUUCCAGUGUGCAGCUGCUUCCCUCCAUGGGCGAUGACGAGGUGUUCAUCUCUGGCUCCACCCCUCCUCCGGGCUGUGCCAUGCGCAGCUGCCUCUCCGCCAGUGGCCUGCAGGCUCUGACCCAGUCUCCGCUGCUGUUCCAGGGCAGAACGCCGUCCUCUCAGUGCAAAGACGCCAGAGAUGAGGAUGUGGAUAUAUUCCCCUCCACUGUGGAAGACUCUCCUUUCAGCCGAGCCUUCUCCAGGAGACGCCCCAUUGGCAGAACGUACACACGAAAGAAACUCAUCAGCUAGUCAGGACGAACCCGCUCGGAGGACUUGCAACUACAGACACUACUGAGCUAGAGCAGACCCACUGCAUUCCUGGACGUGAGUGCCCUGGCAGUGGUUUUCUCUGGACGUGUUAGGAAUUCCAGACUCAUACCAUAAAGGAAUCCUAGCAGUGUGCCCAGAAACAGGAAGAACCAGGGCUAAAGUUCACAGGAUGGAGGUGAAGUCAGCCAGGCUAUACCCCAGGGGUAUAAAUUAAGGACUCGGUUCCAAGCGCUUUGAUCACAGUCAGCUUUUUGGCUCCCACUAGAAUUCCUUAGGGGUUUCUAAACUCCCUUUGUGGAAAUUACACCUAGCGUCUGUCCUGAUCCACCCCUCAGGCCCUGCUCCUUGGGCAGGUGGAGGAAGUGAGGUGGAUGCACAGUGCCUGCUGCUGGUCUGACACCAGCAGCCAGAAGAGCAACUGUAAGGCUAGGAUCCCACUGCAGCCACACCCUGACCGUGGUCUUGUCAGGUCCAGAUGGACUUUCUGCCUCGCUUUUAAAAAGUAAGGCCCUAGGCAGGGGUCUCUCUGGGCACUGUGGUAAGGCUGGGACUCUGUAAGGUGGACAGUCCUUUGUAAACCGUGAAGCCCAAACAGACUAAAGACUGCACCAGGUGGUGGGUACACUGCAUUCCCCACGUACCAAUAAAAUUGUUUCUGGCCACUUACCAUUCAGUGCAUUCUGUUCAGUGCGUUGGCCAGAGGUUAACCAUGACUGGGGGACUGUCACCUGGCUUGCAGUUUCUACCUGGAGUGUCCCAGGCAUGAGCUGGACCAGCUUGCUGAUGGGCUUGGCCAAGCACCCAGCUAUAGCAAGGCU